AUGGCGAAUUCGUCUGCUCCGGUGGAUCACUAUGCCAAUCCUUACUUCUUACACAGCUCGGAUCAUGCGGGGAUGAAUAUUAUAUCUGAUCGUCUCACGUCUGGAGCUGAUUUCUAUUCUUGGAAGAGAUUGAUGCGUAUUGCUCUCAAUGUCAGAAAUAAGCUUGGUUUCGUUGAUGGUAAGAUUCCGAAACCUCCUGAAGAUCAUCAAGAUUAUGGCUCAUGGUCUAGGUGUAAUGAUAUGAUUACUACUUGGAUUAUCAAUUCUGUUGAUAAGAAAAUUGGUGGAAGUUUGCUGUAUAUCUCUACUGCCGAAGAAAUCUGGAAUAAUUUGAUGUCAAGGUUUAAGCAGGACGAUGCUCCUAAGGUGUAUGAGUUAGAGCAGAAAUUGAAUUCUCUGCAGCAAGGAUCGAUGGAUGUUACCUCCUAUUAUACAAUGCUAGUAACUCUCUGGGAAGAGUAUAAGAACUAUGUUGAACUCCCUGUUUGUACCUGUGGAAAGUGUGAAUGUAGUGCAGCCACUCUUUGGGAGAAGCUUCAACAGAGGAGUCGAGUUACAAAUUUUUUGAUGGGAUUGAACGCUUCUUAUGAAUCUACUCGAAGACACAUCCUCAUGCUUAAGCCUAUACCAAGCAUUGAAGAGGUUUUCAACAUGGUUACUUCUGAUGAACGUCAGACGAAUAUCACGCCUAAGCCAAAUAAUAUGAUUUUUCAGGCUUCUACGUCUACAGAAGUCCCUGUCUCGGUCUCAUCUCAGGCGUCUGGUACACAUCAAGCUCCUUAUACUGGCUAUAUUCUUGGAUUCAAGAGCAGCUUUGCUAAUUACCAGGGGACCCAAGGAAGUCAACGCCCAGUAAUGUCGUCUGCACAACCUCGUGGGUUUACACCUUCUAAUCCUAGACCAGUGACACAUGCUGUGGCCAAUGUGAUAACAGAGACUUCCCCUGCUCCAUCUAUGACUCCUACGGUUAAUCUGGAUAUCAACACCAUGAGUAGUGAACAUAUUACUUCUUUGAUUCAACAAUUAAAUGCAAAGGUUAAGCUUUCAGAGGCUCCAGCUUCAUCUUCACAGGCCUCGUCCAUUACAGAGCAUGGUGUUAUGGCUGUUCAAUCAUCAUCUGUAACUGUUUCUGGAGUCACAGUCUCUUUACCGAAUGAAGAUAGGGUGGAUAUCACUCAUUGUGGCUCUGUUCUUUUAUCAUCAUCACUCAUAUUGCAUGAUGUCUUGCAUGAGUCUAUUCAGGGCUUAAUGAUUGGUAAAGGUUUUCUUCUUCAUAAUCUAUACAUCUUACAACUUGACGCAUCAUCUUCUGCACUCACUGCUUCAUCAUCAUCAUCACUUCCGCAUUUCACUGGAUCCUUGAAGGUUGAUGGACAUCUUUGGCAUCAACGCCUCGGACACCCAUCUUCUGACAAGUUAAAGAUACUUUCUGCUAAGCAGAAACGUAUUCCUUUUGAGUCUAAUAAUCACUUGUCUUCACAACCAUUUGCACUUAUACACUUAGAUAUAUGGGGUCCUUUCUCAGUUACGUCUAAAGAUAGACACAAGUUUAGUCCUAGGGCUGAUCAAUGUGUGUUCUUAGGAUAUUCAUUUGGUUAUAAAGGUUACAAAGUCUUACAUUUAGAGAGCAAUGUUAUUUCGAUUACCCGAAACAUUAUUUUUCAUGAGGAGAUAUUUCCAUUCAAAUUAGCAUCCAAUACUUUGCAUUCUCCUGAUAUAUUUGAUAGUGUUAUCUUGCCAUUAUCACCUCCAUUAUCAUCUGUUAUUGAUCCCCACUAUCAUCCUCACCAUCAUGCAUUGCUACCAUCAUCUUCUAUAACAUCAUCAUCAUCACAUUCACAUCAACCAUCUGUCCCAAGUACUAAUGAUUCGGUACCCGAGACUGUGCCUACGGAGAUGACCAUUGUAUCAUCACUAAAGGUUAGGCCGAAGCGAACGUCUAAGGUGCCAGGUUAUCUUUCUGACUAUCAUUGUUCCCUUACUCAAAUUUCUCCUCCUUCAUCUUCUUCUACUUUUACAACUCCGUAUCCCAUUUCAUCUUAUAUCACCUACACAAAUUUCAAACCUUCUCAUCAAGCUUUUCUUCUCUCUGUCUCCACUGAAACGGAACCUAAGAAUUUUCAGCAAGCCAUUGCUUAUGUAUACUGGACUAAGGCUAUGAAUGUGGAAAUGGAUUCUAUGAAUGCUGCCGGAACUUUUGAUGUUGUUUCAUUACCACGAGGUAAAAACGUGGUGGGUUGUAAAUGGGUGUAUACUGAUACGUAUGGAGAGAAACACCCACCAAUUCUCUAUCAAUACCAGAGGAGGAAGAAAAGCCCAAGUGGCUAA
Molecule: messenger RNA, 2328 nt
Organism: Camelina sativa (false flax)
Lineage: Eukaryota; Viridiplantae; Streptophyta; Magnoliopsida; Brassicales; Brassicaceae
Source: RefSeq, a predicted model, not a curated record